ACGUCAUUAAGAGGUGGGCGUGGCCUGAAAGGCAAUACGGAAGCCUCCUGUCCAGCUUCUUUUUGACCGCCUGGCACGACACCACUCUGAGGAGGGAAAACCAGUUGCUUUCUCCCUUUUAACCCGCUCACCUGAUUUAUUUGGACACCUGAAGCUGUAACUCUGUCACCCCGGACUCUACGAUGCUCUCCCCGAGGUUCCUGCUGCUCCGGUCGGCUGCGUCCUUGACGACCAGGUCGCUCUGCGCUGGUGGGGUGUCGAAGCACGGCAGGGCGCCAGACAUGGCUGAUGGAAAUCCACUCUUACACGUGUCAAAUGUGCGGAACAGGCUGAGAGAAAUCGUAGGAGCUUCCACCAACUGGAGCGACCACAAGAACGCCAUGGCAGAGCGAGUGCUGCUGUCGUCCAUGUUGGCGAAGUCGCAAAACGACCUUCCAGCAAAGACGAUGAAAGACAGUUACCUGGAGGUUCACCUGCCUCUGGGCUCCGAGCCACAGCUCAGAGAGAAGUACCUGACCUUCCACAACACCGUCAGGUUUGGUCGUAUCCUGGAGGACUUGGACAGUUUAGCAGUUCUCAUAUCUUACUCUCACACCUACAACCCGGAGCUGAAGAGGUCUCCUCUGUCGAUUGUCACCGCCCUGGUGGACAAAAUAGACAUGAGGCAGCACAUCAUCUAUCCCGACUGCGACAUCAAGUUCACUGGUCAUGUGACGUGGGUGGGAAAGACGUCUAUUGAAGCCAAGAUGCACAUGUCACAGUACCGCGAUGGAGCUUAUUCCCCGGUCCUGGAUGCUACGUUUGUCAUGGUGGCCCGGGACCCGGAGAACAAGAGGGCAGCGUUUGUAAAUCCUCUGAAGCCGGACGGACCAGAGGAGGAGAAAAUCUUCCAGGAAGGAGAAGCUAAUAAAUCUCGCCGUGUGGAGCUGAGCACGGCGUCGCUGCUGAAGGUUGCUCCUACAGAUGAGGAGAGGAAGAUCGUCCACAGCCUCUUCCUCAACACCCUGGAUUCAAAGACGGUGAGUUUCCGCAGCAGAGUUCUGCCUCCAAACUCAGCGUGGAUGGAAGACGGCAAACUGAAAGGGCUGGAGAUCUGCCACCCGCAGGAGAGAAACAUCUUCAACAGGAUAUUCGGAGGUUUCCUGAUGAGGAAGGCGUACGAGCUGGGCUGGGCCAACGCCUGCUCCUACGGAGGAUGUCGACCAACUCUGGUGGCUGUUGAUGACAUCCUCUUCCAGAAGCCCGUGGACAUCGGCUCCUUGCUGCUGCUCUCGUCACAGGUGUGUUACACGCAGGGGAAGUACAUCCAGGUCAGAGUUCACAGCGAGGUGUUCGACCCGCUGACCCGCCAGCACAACACCACCAACGUCUUCCACUUCACCUUCGCUUCAGACCGCGACGUCCCCAACAUCAUCCCACAGACAUAUGGAGAGUCGAUGUUGUACCUGGACGGAAAGAGACACUUUAACCAAACUGUGGAGCACUGACAGAUCAAAUCUACUUCCUGCUAAAGCCAUUCAGCGUCUGACCAAUGAGGUCUAAGAGUGUGUGUGUGUGUGUGUGUGUGUGUGUGUGUGUGUGUGUGUGUGUGUGUGUGUGUGUGUGUGUGUGUGUGUGUGUGUGCCAUUAGUAUAUCGUUUUAUAUCACGCUUUGCACAUUAUUCACAUCCCACCUGGUGACAUUUUGAUUCCUGUUACAUUGUUUGUUCUGGUGGUUUACGUUAACUGUUGUUUGGAUCACUACAGCAGAAACAAAAAGACAGCUUCUAUUUUAUUUACUCAGCGUUUACAGCGUCUCUGCACUCACAUUUUACAGAAGAAAACCAAACAAAUGUUUGGUUUCCUGUCCUUGUCGUAACCUCAUGAAUCUCUGGUUCACUGUGUGCAUGACGCUACAAUAAAAUCUGUUACAUUUUUAUAUUUUACUGUCGCUUACACGCACAAACGCCUUUACUUUUGUUUUUUGUUUGGAAUGGGAAGCUUUAUCCUGGAUGUGUCUGACAGCUGCGAAAGGAACGAUGGAGUCAUUGUUUUUAGCCUUAAGUUACUCAAAUGCAAUAAAUGAAUUAUUUAUCCUGA
Molecule: messenger RNA, 2079 nt
Organism: Seriola aureovittata
Lineage: Eukaryota; Metazoa; Chordata; Actinopteri; Carangiformes; Carangidae
Gene: acot9.1
Product: acyl-CoA thioesterase 9, tandem duplicate 1
Exons: 16
Coding region: 183-1487 (434 amino acids)
Biological process (GO): acyl-CoA metabolic process
Cellular component (GO): mitochondrion
Molecular function (GO): fatty acyl-CoA hydrolase activity
Source: RefSeq, a predicted model, not a curated record